UACCAUUUUAUUUCGACCUAGAACGACGUGUGCACGGGGCUGUGCAGCUAGCGCGCACCGUGUUUAGAAUGCGAAACGUUCGGUCGGGGCCUGCCGCUGUAGCUGCCAUUCUGAAGCCGCUUCCGUCGCCGUGGAACGUUUGUUGAGUGUUUUGCUGUGCGUUUUUUGUUGUUGUUUUUGUUACUUCUCCACCGCUUUCUCGUUCCGGUUCAUUUAUGCUUGCCGUGCGUUAGUGAAUGUGUUAAUCAAAAUCGGUGUUUUGGUGUGAACGACAUUUUUCGGUCGAAGGCCAGACCGCGCACGUCGAUACUGUUGUUGCGUCAGCACGCUUCGGUUUCGGGAACGACGCCGAAAAUUAUUAAAAAAAAAAAAAAAAAAACGCAGUAGCAAAGUGUUCGUGCCCCGGUCGAGUCGAUCGCCCCAAGCCCCAGACCAGUGCAUCAUGCGGUUACCUUCGUGCAGCAUAAACCCGGUGCCGUUCGAUCGAAACACACUCUCGCUGCCAUAAGACUGAACGCUGAGACCGGCGGUGCGAGCUUACACAACGGUGCCUUUUUUUUGAAGACGCAAAAAUCCGCACGGUGAGCCUUUUUUGCCCCCGGGUUGGGAUGUAGUGCACCGUGUCCGGUACCAGUGGUUGGUGUUACAGGUCGAUCUUGAAACGUGCUAUCAACAUAUCGACCGCCGGCAUUCCUUAUCAAUUGUGCUGGGUGUGUGUGUGUGCGUGAUCGUGUGAAUAGUGUAAGUGAACGUCAAACAAACAAAAAAAAACCAGAGAAAGAGAAAAAGAAAAGUGCGUCAAACAAAAAUGGCCAAAGUCGGUGAUGUGGACAACCGGCCGGUACAGCAGGGCUUUCGGCGCGAAAGUGAUGAGGGCAAGGCGGUGGCCGGCACGUCCGAAAGCCCCGACGCUGGCGGCGGCGGUGGCAUCGAGAUGAAGAAGGAGCUUGGCCUGAUGGAUGGAGUGGCGAUCAUCGUGGGCGUGAUCGUCGGUGCCGGCAUCUUCGUCUCGCCCAAGGGUGUGCUGCUCUACUCCGGCUCGAUCGGCGUGGCCAUCAUCGUGUGGAUACUGUCCGGUGUGCUGAGUAUGGUCGGUGCGCUGUGUUAUGCCGAGCUGGGCACCAUGAUUCCCAAGUCGGGCGGUGAUUACGCGUACAUCGGUGAAGCGUUCGGUCCGCUGCCAGCGUUCCUGUACCUUUGGGUGGCACUGCUGAUUCUCGUUCCGGCCGGCAAUGCCAUUACCGCGAUCACGUUCGCCCAAUAUCUGCUGCAGCCGCUGUGGCCCACCUGCGAACCGCCGUACGAGUCGGUGCGCUUGCUAGCCGCCGUUAUAACCUGUCUUCUUACCGCGAUCAACUGUCGAAAUGUGAAAUGGGUCGCCCGGGUGACGGAGACGUUCACGGGGAUGAAGGUGUUGGCCCUGCUGGUCAUAACCGGUGCCGGUGCGUGGCAUCUGAUGAGUGGCAACACGGAGCUGCUCGAGGCCCCGUUCGCCAACUCCAAGAUACAGCCCGGCUUCAUUGCGGUCGCUUUCUACAACGGGCUGUUUUCGUACUCGGGCUGGAAUUAUCUCAACUUUGUCACGGAGGAGCUGAAAGAUCCCUACCGCAACUUACCCCGCGCCAUCUGCAUCAGCAUGCCGGUCGUCACUGUCAUCUAUGUCAUCACGAACAUCGCCUACUUUGCGGUGCUACCGCCGGACGAGAUGCUUUCCUCGCAGGCCGUCGCGGUUACAUUUGCGGAGAAAAUGCUCAGCUUCAUGGCCUGGACGAUGCCACUGUUCGUGGCGUGCUCUACCUUCGGCUCGCUGAACGGUGCCAUCUUUGCCUCGUCGCGACUGUUCUUUGUGGGCGCCCGAAACGGACAUCUGCCGGCGGCACUUUCACUGAUCAACAUUAACUGUCUGACACCGAUACCUUCAUUGCUGUUCUUGUGUGCCCUUACGCUUCUGCUGCUGUUCAUUCGCGAUGUGUUUGCGAUCAUCAACUACGUCAGCUACGUGGAGAUCUUGUUCAUCUUCAUUUCCGUUGCCGGUCUGUUACGGUUACGGCAGAAGGCUCCCGAUGCACACCGACCCAUCAAGGUGUCCCUGAUCGUUCCGAUCGUGUUCUUACUGACGGCUGGAUUUUUGGUCAUCUUCUCGGUGUUUGAGUCGCCGAUGGAGGUCGGCAUCGGUACGCUCGUCAUACUGCUGGGCAUUCCCGUGUACUACGUCACGAUCGGGAAACCGUGGCGCUGGCUGACCCAAAAGUCGCAAUCGUUCAAUCGAUUCUGCUCCAAACUGUUCCUAUGCAUGCCGAACAGCGAAAAGCUCGACUAGGAUCUGAUGGCCUAGGCGCAUCCGCAAACAAAGCCACCCGUGUAUCAAGCUCAAACAUUAAUCUCAACGAAGGACAGUCCGAUGCCCGGUCGAAUAGCGCCCUCUUGCUCACAUAUCAUCUGUACUGUGUAUAUAGAGACUAUACUUUGCAUGGAUAGUUACAGCAACAACAAACAAACAAAAAACAUUAAAAUGAUAUGCUACAACAGCAACAACAUCAUUGAAAAAAAAACUAAAAACAUAACCCAUAAUCAACGUAAUUGCCUUCUCUCAAGCGCUCUUUCCACUGUUUUGUCGUGUCGAAUCGAUUUCUUAGGUGUAAGACAUUAAUCUAAUGAGUGAAGAAACUGAUACAGCAACACGGAAGCUCAACGUUGGCCUAUUGCAAUUGGCGUGUGUGAUCGUUUCACUUUGAAGCUACAAUACGACGGAGGAUUUCAAGUUUAGAGCGCUUUUCGCACGACGCCUUAACUGUAGUAUGCAUGAAAUAGAAA
Messenger RNA from Anopheles merus, 2814 nucleotides. RefSeq names its product Y+L amino acid transporter 2-like. The coding region runs from base 809 to 2320 and encodes 503 amino acids. Gene Ontology annotation, molecular function: L-amino acid transmembrane transporter activity. Gene Ontology annotation, cellular component: membrane. The transcript is spliced from 8 exons. The record is from RefSeq and is a predicted model, not a curated record. Lineage: Eukaryota; Metazoa; Arthropoda; Insecta; Diptera; Culicidae. Gene Ontology annotation, biological process: amino acid transmembrane transport.